AUGGUAGAAGAUGCCGUCAAAGUGUAUUCGCGUACUAAAGAGAUGUUUAACGCUCUCAACAUGGACAUUCGAGAGUUCGUCUCAAAUCAACAGGACCUCAUGUCUGCAAUAGCGAGUCACUAUAAGUCAGCUGAAUUAACACCGAAAGUUCUAGGGAUUAAAUGGGAUUCUACAGGUGACGAAAUACAGGUUUCGUGUGUAAUCUCUGCUCAGGAACAGGUGACGAAGAGGAAAGUCGCGAGUUCAAUUGCGUCGAUAUACGAUUCCAUGGGGUGGAUGCUCCCCCUUCUGCAUAGAGCAAAGCUAUUCCUUCAAUCAUUAUGGAAAGCUCAGUUCGAGUGGGACGACCGGUUACCGGAGCCCCAACAGAUAGAGUAG
Molecule: messenger RNA, 378 nt
Organism: Necator americanus (New World hookworm)
Lineage: Eukaryota; Metazoa; Nematoda; Chromadorea; Rhabditida; Ancylostomatidae
Exons: 1
Coding region: 1-378 (125 amino acids)
Source: RefSeq, a predicted model, not a curated record